Cynara cardunculus var. scolymus (artichoke) is the source of this 921-nucleotide messenger RNA. RefSeq lists its product as uncharacterized. The record is from RefSeq and is a predicted model, not a curated record. Bases 268 to 777 code for a protein of 169 amino acids. The transcript is spliced from 2 exons. NCBI's taxonomy places the organism in Eukaryota, Viridiplantae, Streptophyta, Magnoliopsida, Asterales, Asteraceae.
GAUCAUCAUAUAAACAACCUGCCAACGUGGAGUCUGUUUCCAUUUCCGACUUCUAAUCAUCGAGUGAUUCCCUCCCAACAAAACCACUCUAAAAGCACCCGUUCUUCGAUUCUACACGUUGAUUUGGAUUUUGGAUGUUUAUAGGUUGAAGACAAAGAGUUGAAACGGACAGAGAAUUGAGAAAAAAACGACGAUUUGUAUAUAUAAUCGAGUUGUUUUUUUGUAUUGCAUUUGAAGAGAUUCGAUUCAUUGCUUCUACUGAUUUUGAUGUCUGCUAUGGUUAUGAGCGAUGCGAUGGUGACGCCUGCAACGGAAUCUCAGACGAUCGUGACGGCUCCGACCACGGAAGUAGAGUUUGCAAAGUGCGAGUGUUGUGGAUUGACGGAGGAGUGUACGCCGGCGUACAUAGAGAGGAUUCGAGAGAGGUAUUAUGGAAAAUGGAUAUGUGGAUUGUGUGGAGAGGCGGUGAAAGACGAAAUUGUACGGAGCGAAAGGUUGAUCACUACUGAAGAAGCUAUGGCGCGUCAUAUGAACUUUUGCAGGAAGCCUUCGUCGUCGUCAGAUCCGCCACCGAAUCCGGCGGUUCAUUUAAUCGCGGCCAUGAGACAGAUUCUCCGGCGGAGUUUGGAUUCGCCGACGAGAUCAUUGAUGUCUAUGCCUAACAGUCCUUUACAGAGCAGCGAUGGCGUCAGACUCCGGCGAUCGGAGAGUUGUUUCACGAAUCUUACUCUCGAUGAAUCCUCGUCGUAUACAGAAUUGCAAGGAAUUGAGAAAUGAUGAAGGUAAAUUAAAAUCAUACGAAAAAAAUACAAACAAACAUAUAGAUUUGAUUUAUGUUGAUGCAACAAGUGAUUGAAAAAAUAUACAUAAGCUUUGUUGUUUCCUUUUUGGAACGUGUUGAUGCACACUUCUAUGACAAAU